UAAAAAAUGACGACUGAUACUAACAAAAAUAUUUUUGAAUUUGAGACUAAUAACGUAUCAAGCCAAAAUAUUUUUACUGGUGGUAGAUCCAAAUGUCUAGUUAGACCAUCACGGUUUAAAGAUGUUGGAAGAAUCUCAAUUAAUGGAAAAAAAAUUGAAAGAAGUAUAUUCACAUAUAGUUAUGCUUACAAUUUGCGGAAGGAUCAGUCAGUCCAUAAUAAUGUUUUUAAAUUCAGUGCUAAACCGGACUCGAUUAAAGCAGAGAUACUAAAGUCAUUAACAGAAAUCCCUAAUAAAUUAUACAAUGUAAAAAUGUCAAACUAUUUACGAAAACAAAAGGCCAAUAAUGAAUAUAUGGAAAUUCAAAAAAUAUUGGAACAAGUUUCUGGUCAGAAUUCUAGUUUAACUGUUGAAGAAGUUUCGUUUGCAGAAGAAAUAAAUUUAACAACUAUUGAUGCAACUCUCAAUGGUGCUGUUGUAAAUAUGAAUACUAAAUAUGAUGAUACUCUAGUCCCAUAUGUUUCUAGAACAGAAAAUAUGCAUCAGAAAUUUCCAAGGCAGCAAGAAAAUAAUGCUGCAAUUUCACACAUUUUAAAUUGGGGUGAUUUAUGGGUGCAAAACCAGAAUUUUCAGACUUACAAACGAUCAGAAAAUUUAAUUCCAAUGCCAAAUAAUUUUUUAAAUUUCGAACAAUACAAGAGUAUAAUUAUACAAUUGAUGAAAAUGGAGUUUAUGGAUACCAUUCAACAAAAGUUUAAGGCUGACGAGCACAUAGUAUUUUCGGUUGAAAAGGAGCGUAUAUCAAUAGAAUCGAAUCGUCUAAUAAUCAUUACUAAAUAUGAGUUCAAAACCGAACAUGAAUAUAACAGAUGUAAAUAUGAUCUAGUAUUAUUAAGUUUUGGAAAAGGGUUCCCAUACACGUUUGCUUAUGCUUCUACCAAUUGGAAAGGAACAGAUUGUUGUACUUUGAUUUUUGAAAUUUUUGGUGGAAAGACUUUAAAGUCCCAGUUACUUAACGUAAUUAGAAUUCAAGUUUUACCAAUUUCUGAUCACAUACGUGUAGAAAUGGGUGCAAUAAAUGCAAUAUAUCAGAUGGAGAAUAGUCCCUUUUUGGAAGAAAUUUUGAAUCCAUUAAAAUUAACGGAAAGAGAAGCCGAAAACUACAAAGUUUUUAAUUAUAAAGGCUACGAAAAGAUUGAUGAAUAUCAAUGGCAUGCACUAUUUAGUAUAUAUGCGAAAAUCGUCAAAAAUCGUCGUGGUAUUUCACUUAUACAAGGACCACCAGGUACUGGAAAAACACGCGUUAUAACUAAUUUAGUUUUACAGUGUUUAUAUGGAGAAGAAACACGUUCACUAAAUAAAAAAAUAUUGAUUUGCGCUCCGAGUAAUAAUGCUGUAGAUUUGCUCGCAUCAAGAUUUAUUAAUAUUCGAAAUUGCAUGGAUAUAAAAUUAGCAUUCAAGUUAAUAAGAUUUGGUGUCUUUGAAAGAAUAGAUUCAUAUGUGCAGGGGUAUUCUAUUUACAAUUUCGUCGAAAAAGCAAAAGAAAAACAUAUAACAGAGAUGACGCCAGAACAAGAAUUUCAAGUUACCCAAGCAUAUAUAAAGGAUGCCAAUAUUGUUUUUUCGACUUUGGCCAGUUGCGUUAAAUUAUUUCAGUAUAUACAGAACUUCGAUAUAAGCAUAGUGGAUGAGGCUACACAAUGUACAGAACCGCUAAGCUUGAUGCCACUUCAAUUCGGAAUAAGUCAAUUAAUUUUAGUCGGUGAUGUUCAUCAACUUCCAGCCACUGUAAAGUCAGGGUAUGCUGCAACGCUGGGAUAUGGAAGGUCAAUCUUUACUCGUAUUGAAAACUGUAUUCAAUCAUCGAAUGACAAAGGACAUGUAAUGUAUAUGUUACGCAAACAAUAUCGUAUGCAUCCAGAUAUAUGUCUAUUCCCAAAUCAAUACUUUUAUAAUAACAAACUGAUUAAUGCUAACUCUACAAAUAGUCAUUUAACUUUAAUUUCUCCAUAUUGUGUGCUAAACUUAAAUUAUCCGCAAAAUGAAAAUUGUUUCUAUGGACAAAUUAGAAACGAUUUAGAAAUCGACUUUAUAGCAAAUCUUAUUGUGGCUUUAAACGGACUUUUACCACAUAAGUUAUACUCUUAUGGGAUUAUAACGCCUUAUGCAGAACAUCGAAAUGCUUUGUUGGCGGCUAUUCACAAGAGACGUUUGUAUAAUAUAAUGGUAAAUACGAUCGACUCGUUUCAGGGUCAUGAACGUGAUGUCAUUAUUAUAUCAAAUGCACGUACAGUUGGAGUAGGUUUUCUUUCAUGUCGAGAACGUAUAAACGUAGCUUUGACUCGUGCAAAGAAAUGUCUUAUAUUAUGUGGAAAUUUCUCAAAUUUAGAGUCGGUUCCCGUAUGGAGUGAUUUACUAGAUAAUGCACGGAAACGUAAGGUGUAUUUGGAACUAGACGCACUAACUGCAACUAAUAUCCAAGCUAAUGUUAUUGAUAAAAUUCAAAUUAAUUAUUUUUCAUAACUAAACAUUUACAGUUAGUUUGGACAAAAGCUCUUUUGUCAUCAUUUUAAAUAAUAUCAAAUAUUAUUUCAUUGUUCCUUAAUUUCUAUAUGUAACA
Molecule: messenger RNA, 2620 nt
Organism: Teleopsis dalmanni
Lineage: Eukaryota; Metazoa; Arthropoda; Insecta; Diptera; Diopsidae
Product: helicase SEN1-like
Exons: 8
Coding region: 7-2523 (838 amino acids)
Biological process (GO): termination of RNA polymerase II transcription
Cellular component (GO): nuclear body
Molecular function (GO): transcription termination site sequence-specific DNA binding; helicase activity
Source: RefSeq, a predicted model, not a curated record